UGACUCCAGACUUGUUUCUCGCAUCUCGUUGCCUUCAACAUCCCAACCGCUGCUGUAGCUUCCACGCACAGACAGCUCAGCGUCGCUUUCGCAAAUCGCAACAUGACAUUGGCCCAAUUGGGUCUUUGCGCAGGGAGCAUCUACGCCUGUUUCCUAGCCUGGGGAUUGCUUCAAGAAAGGCUGACCACAACAGCCUAUCCCAUCCCUCAUGAUUCGACCUACAAGGACCAGCUUUCCGCUUCAUUGCAUGAUCAAUCGCUCGAAUACUUUAAAUCACCCUUGUUGUUGAAUUGGGCGCAGGCUAUCGCCUGUUCCAUUGUAGCCGUUGCCUACCUCGUCGCAGGCAACUCGCGCAGCACCGCCUCGAAGGGGAAAAGUAUCUGGAGAGUGCUCGGAUUAGACGUGCUCAGCGUGAGCGGCGCUGAGCGGGCGCAAAAGCCGGCAUUCACACCGGCAUCUCAAGUCAGACCUGAUGGCAUUUCGACGACGCGGAGGAGGAGGAUAUCGCCCCUCUUUGUUCGAUAUCUCGCCAUCGCCGCUUUCCAAUCGACGGCCUCCCAAUUAGGUCUACUAAGCCUCUCGCACGGCAUUUCGUACCCCACUUUGACCUUGGCAAAAUCCUGCAAGCUUCUACCCGUGCUUAUUGCCAACGUGGUCAUCUAUCGGCGCAGAUUUGCUCCUUACAAAUAUGCUGUUGUGCUGCUCGUAACGGCAGGCAUCAGCGCAUUCAUGCUGGCCGCGCCCAGCAAGAAGAAGUCCUCAUCGGGGGGAGAUACGCUGUUCGGAAUGGGAUUGCUCAUUGCUAAUUUGGCAUUGGACGGGGCAACGAAUAGUACGCAAGAUGACGUCUUUUCCAAAUGGUCAAUCGCUGGACCGCAGAUGAUGCUACUGAUGAACCUACUAAGCUCGAUCCUGAUGGGAUUCAGUCUGAUCCUUCCUCUUCCAGGAGUAGGCUCAUCCUCAAGUGCACAAGGAUCAAACGAACUUUCUUCUGCUCUUGCAUUCAUCCACAGACAUCCGCAAGUUGUCAAGGACUUGGCAGGAUACGCAUUGGCGGGCGCUUUUGGACAGAUAGCCAUCUUUGAAACGCUAGAGAGGUUCGGAAGCUUGACUCUGGUCUCCAUCACCGUGACGCGCAAACUAUUCACCAUGCUGCUCUCCAUCGCAGUGUACGGCCACAAGCUCAACCCGACACAGUGGAUAGGAGUAGUGGUUGUCUUCUUUGGACUCGGCAUAGAAGCGAGGGAAAAGAGGAGGGAGGGGCUGCAAAAGCAAAAAGCAAAGGAGGAGGUGCAAAGAAAAGCUGAGCAAGUCAAGAGCAAGUGAGAAUGCUUGUUUAGCUCGUCUCGCCUUUGACGACGGCUCGGCGCCAAGGGAUGGCUUCUUUUGGCGCUGCGUUGCUCUACUCGUGCUGCACAUUACCGCUUCUCGUCGAAGCAUCUGCUUGAGCUUGUCACCUGAACACACACAAACAGAUUCGCAAUGCGACCUUGCUAAUAUUCAUGCGUCCAAUCG
Messenger RNA from Ceraceosorus guamensis, 1515 nucleotides. RefSeq names its product UAA transporter. The transcript is spliced from 2 exons. Gene Ontology annotation, cellular component: endoplasmic reticulum membrane; Golgi membrane. Gene Ontology annotation, molecular function: UDP-glucose transmembrane transporter activity; UDP-galactose transmembrane transporter activity. The coding region runs from base 103 to 1326 and encodes 407 amino acids. Gene Ontology annotation, biological process: UDP-galactose transmembrane transport. Lineage: Eukaryota; Fungi; Basidiomycota; Exobasidiomycetes; Ceraceosorales; Ceraceosoraceae. The record is from RefSeq and is a predicted model, not a curated record.